UGCUUUGCGCCGUUAACUUCACAUGUUUGUUUUGUUUUGGCUUUUCAGCCUUUAUCUUGAGUCCUUGACUGACUUUCAAAUACAACGUAAGCGUUUUUGAGCCCUUUAGUUCAAACCACCUAUUAGUAGAUCCCAGUGACAAAGCUUUUUUAAAUAGCUUAAUUUUUUUACAAUUUAACAGUAAACGCUUACGCUAUAUUCAAAAUUCAUUCAACGGCUCAAAAACUGUACGAAAACAAACAUAAACAAACAGAGUGAACGGCAAAAAAGCAAACCUCCCGAAUACUACUGAUCGAUUUACGAUUUGUAAUAAUGUUCUCGUCAACAGGAUUCGACUUACUUCUUCUGGCCGCUGGUAUUUCUGACCCUCCAGUUGGGGAAGAGGUGGCAAGUAUAGUUGCUGAUACUCCCACGGUUGCAAAUUUCGAGGAAGUAGAAUUUGUAAACAAAACUACAAACAACACUUUCCUCGAAGGUGUUUCGAUGAUUAUAUCGUCAACGCCGAUAAGAAGAAGCGGAGUCAUAACAUUCACUGAUCCCCGACAAACACUUCCACUAGAUCUGUCAGUAUCAAUGAUUGAGAACGAGCAACCUUUAAAUUUAACGAUCCACACUAGCGAUGUUCCAUUAGAUCUGGCUAUGCCGAAAAGUAAUACUCCGAAGAAUUUAGCAACGGAAAAGACGACAAAUUUGUGUGGCGAUACCCGAACAGAAUCAAAGCUUAACCAUAUCAUCUCUUCCGUCCACUCAUCAAGGGAUUCUUCCCGAAUCUGUCGAAUAUCUGGAAAAAUCUUCAAACGCUCGGUUUACUUUGCCGGUGAUUUGGACAAAAUAUUCAAAAAGCCUUCUCCUGAUAGUGAUGGUAAUGGUUUAAGAUUUCAAAAAAAUAUGUGCUUCAGGUACCAAACGACACUUCCCGGAUGUAUUGAGCUCAAAUACGAUAUAUCAAAUCCAACCUGGUCACAGUUCAUAUUUAGGAGUGCUAAUAUAAGAACUGUUGUUUGACCGGAUCCAAUUAACAGAAAGCCAAUCGCUUUGCCACAAGCUAAGUUGGAUGAUUUGAGGAAGCAAUUAAAAUAUAUUAAAAACAAACCAUACUACGAAACGUUCCUCAAAGAAAUAGUUCCCAAAAAAAAGAGGUCGGAAACCAGUGAAUAAGCUCCCGAUAACUUCGAUAUGGAUAUGGACAUGGAACUUCAUGAAGAAGAAAUUGAUGUAACCCUUUGUUUAGCGAGUGUGAUCCUCUCAUAUGAAAAUAAAUAAAAAAUAAAAAUAAAAA
This is a messenger RNA of Topomyia yanbarensis, 1279 nucleotides long. RefSeq lists its product as uncharacterized. The record is from RefSeq and is a predicted model, not a curated record. Bases 313 to 1005 code for a protein of 230 amino acids. The transcript is spliced from 2 exons. Lineage: Eukaryota; Metazoa; Arthropoda; Insecta; Diptera; Culicidae.